Messenger RNA from Cladocopium goreaui, 348 nucleotides. Lineage: Eukaryota; Dinophyceae; Suessiales; Symbiodiniaceae. The record is from the annotation of a GenBank genome assembly.
AUGCCUGGGGAUCCCUCCCUGGCGGCCUUGUGGGAAAUGGAGCCAUCAAUCCGAGUUGCAUCUUGCGAGAGUGCUUGCCUCACGAAGUGGGCAAACACUCGGUUGAUAGGAGUUGCUUCCACUGGAGCUAUGAGUUUGAACAUAAAGGUUCUAGAACUUUUGGCGGAGUGGUGGGCCAAGCAGGUUGACAUGCCACAAGCCAUUCCCAUCGACAAACUUCGGGAUCAGGUGGUUGAAUGGCGAACUCUGAUGGGUUUCCCAACGGAUCAUGGGGCCAUAGCUAGUGACUCGUGGGGUCUCAAGCGUCUUCUGAGUUAUGGCUUAAGGCGCUGGCUUGCUGGAGCCCGG